Messenger RNA from Mercurialis annua (annual mercury), 1991 nucleotides. RefSeq names its product heat shock factor protein HSF8. The record is from RefSeq and is a predicted model, not a curated record. Gene Ontology annotation, biological process: regulation of transcription by RNA polymerase II. The transcript is spliced from 2 exons. Gene Ontology annotation, molecular function: RNA polymerase II cis-regulatory region sequence-specific DNA binding; DNA-binding transcription factor activity. NCBI's taxonomy places the organism in Eukaryota, Viridiplantae, Streptophyta, Magnoliopsida, Malpighiales, Euphorbiaceae. The coding region runs from base 243 to 1730 and encodes 495 amino acids. Gene Ontology annotation, cellular component: nucleus.
CCAACCCAUAUCUCUCUCCCAUACCGGAAAAGAAGGGAGCCGACAAUACAAUUACAGUACAUCUCCGGCCAUACUUAUUUCCCUCUCCUUUUCAUUUCAUCAUAUUUUCAAAUCUCCUUUUCACUCUCUCUCUACACCUUUUUUCUAGGGUUUUUAUGAUGCCAUUGUCUCUUACAAAACCCUAAUUUUUUAAUUGCUUAUUAUAUUAUAAUAUUAUAAUAUUAUUAUUAGUAGUAAUUGAAAUGGAUAGUGCAAUCAGCGACGGUGGAGAUGCUUCUACUAGUAGUGGCGGCAGCGGCGGUGGACAACUUGCUGUUCCUGCUACUCCGAUGCCGAUAUCGACGAUGCAAGGAAAUGCACCGCCGCCGUUUCUUAGCAAAACGUACGACAUGGUGGAUGAUCCUUCAUCUGAUGCGAUUGUGUCGUGGAGCUCGACGAAUAACAGCUUUGUUGUGUGGAACCCGCCGGAAUUUGCUCGUGACCUGUUACCCAAGUAUUUCAAGCAUAAUAACUUCUCCAGCUUUGUUAGACAGCUCAAUACCUAUGGUUUCCGGAAGGUUGAUCCAGACCGCUGGGAAUUUGCAAAUGAAGGUUUCUUAAGGGGUCAAAAACACCUUCUUAAGAGUAUAAGCCGGCGAAAACCUGUGCACGGACAUGCUCAUCAACAGACCCAACAACCACCUGGACAGAGUUCAUCAGUGGGUGCAUGUGUUGAGGUUGGGAAAUUUGGACUGGAGGAAGAGGUUGAGAGACUUAAGAGGGACAAAAAUGUGCUUAUGCAAGAACUUGUUAGGCUGAGGCAGCAGCAACAGGCUACUGAUGGUCAAUUGCAAGGAAUGGUGCAGCGGCUUCAAGGGAUGGAGCAGCGGCAGCAACAGAUGAUGUCUUUCCUCGCAAAGGCUAUGCAGAGCCCUGGCUUCUUGACACAGUUUGUACAGCAGCAAAAUGAAAGCAAUAGACGUAUAACAGAAGCUAAUAAAAAAAGGAGGCUCAAGCGAGACGGUGUUUCUGAGAAUGAGAGUUCUAGUGCUCCUCCGGAUGGCCAGAUUGUGAAGUACCAACCUCAGAUGAAUGAUGCAGCAAAAGCAAUGUUGAGGCAGAUCAUGAAGAUGGAUGCACCUUCGACGUCGGAAUCUUACAACAAUGGUCUUGAAGGUUUCCUGAUUGGCGAUGGUUCACCCAUAUCCAGUGGAAUGGAGAACGGGAGCUCUUCUUCAAGCCAGGUGUCAGGAGUCACCCUUCUAGAGGUGCCACCAACUUCAGGGCAGUCAACUUAUUUAUCGUCAUCAGAAAUGAAAUCUGACAACUUAACAGCUUCUCAGUUCCCAGAUUUCAGUGCACUGGUUGGGUCGAAUGAGGCACCCUCCAUCUCUAUUCCUCAGUCAGAUGUAGUCAUGCCUCCACUCUCUCAAAUACCAGACAUUAUACCAGAAAGUAUUGUCGGUGAAGGUUUUAUGCAACCCGAGACUGGCAAUGAUGAAUUUAUGGACCUGAGUUCGCUAGGAAUUGAUAAUUCCGAUCCUGAUAUUGAUUUAUUGCUGGAAAAUCCAAGCUUCUGGGACACACUUGUGCAAAGUCCCGCCCCUGAGGAUAUUGAAUCGAGCUCUAUUGACGGUAAAGCAAAUGAAAAUGAUGCGCAGCCAAUGGACAAUAAUGGAUGGGACAAAGAACACAUGGAUGAGCUUACAGAACAGAUGGAACUUCUAACCUCAGAAACUAAAAAGCUUUGAUAUUGGUUUACUCAGAAUGUACAUUUGUUACACUGUGGCUCAGGUAAAUUAAUUAACCCUUUGAAAUCAUAUAGUUAUUUUCUUUUGGCUAUUCAGAAAAACAGUAAAUGCAUUCUCUACUUGUGUACUUAUGGUUUUGUGUUUUUAGCAAAUAUGUAGACUCAAAUCAAUCUUUCUAUUUGCGCGGUUUCAAAGUGUUAAUUUUGUCAAUUUAAAUCUAAUUUGAAAUUUUUUAUUUUAAUUGCAUAAAUUGAGAUGAUA